This is a messenger RNA of Diorhabda sublineata, 2548 nucleotides long. Its product is annotated as transducin beta-like protein 3. Gene Ontology annotation, molecular function: protein binding; U3 snoRNA binding. The transcript has 2 exons. Gene Ontology annotation, biological process: endonucleolytic cleavage in 5'-ETS of tricistronic rRNA transcript (SSU-rRNA, 5.8S rRNA, LSU-rRNA); endonucleolytic cleavage to generate mature 5'-end of SSU-rRNA from (SSU-rRNA, 5.8S rRNA, LSU-rRNA). The coding region runs from base 157 to 2484 and encodes 775 amino acids. The record is from RefSeq and is a predicted model, not a curated record. NCBI's taxonomy places the organism in Eukaryota, Metazoa, Arthropoda, Insecta, Coleoptera, Chrysomelidae. Gene Ontology annotation, cellular component: 90S preribosome; nucleolus; small-subunit processome.
GAUGUCAAAAAAUUAUUGACAUAUGACUUGUACCUAACCUAACUAAGAAAUUGUUUUUUUUUAACUGAAAGCGAGGUAUAGAGCAUUUUGGUCAAAUAUAUGACAAUAAUUUAUUAAAAUUUAGGAAUACACUAUUUUGACAUUUUUAUUUUAGCGAUGGGAACUAAGGUCAAAUUAAAAGAACAUUUUGAAGUUGAAUCCAAGCAUGGUGCUUUCUAUACAGGAAGUAAUUUGGAAUGGAUCGGAGAUUUAUUAUAUUGCCAAACUAAUUCUUCUAUAAACUUAUUAAAUACAAUAACAGGGAAAAUUGAGAAGAGACUUGGCAAUGCAGAUUUUGAAGACACAAUUCAAACAUUCACAACAGAUGGUAUUAAAGUUAUUACUUCACACAGAAGUGGUUUAUUGAAGCUAUGGAAUGAACAAGGCGAAUUAAUAAAUAUGUGGAAGUACAUACAUAAAGGACCCAUAGCUAGGUUAACAUUAAAUGCUAACAAAUUGGCUAGUGGUGGUUGUGAUGGUAUCGUCAGAUUAUGGGACCUUCAAAAUCAAAUAUGUUUGCUUGGUCUUAAAGGAUGUCAAGGUGUUAUAAAUGUAGUAGAAUUUCAUCCACAAGAAAAUAUGUUGUUUGCUUCAGGAGAUGAUGGAAAAAUUAAUUCUUAUGAAUUAACAAAAGGUGAAUUAAAAGUUAUAUACUCUGGGCAUUAUAGCAAAGUUACAUCUUUUGUGUUCUCCCAUGAUGUAUCAUUUUUUGUUACCUGCAGUAGAGAUAAGGUAAUAGUACUUUGGGAAGUGGGUAAAAUAGAACCUCGAAAAAUAAUUCCACAGUAUGAAGCAAUUGAAACUAUAGUUAAGUUACCUGUUACAUUCAAAUUACCAAAUUUCAAAUCUGAAUCCAAAGGAAUCUAUAUAGCAGCUGCCGGAGAAAAAGGUAUUAUUACAGUAUGGGAUGUUGAAAAAGCCAAACAAGUAUAUGUGCAAGAUAACUCUUUAGUUAGUAGAGCUACAGAAGAAGGUGGCUUAGCUAUAACUUUACUCAAGUGUAAUUAUAAAGAUAAAUCUAUUGCAAUAUCAACUGUAGAUCACAAUAUUAUAAUCCACCAUUUGAAAUCAUUUGUAUGUCUCAAACAAUUUAUAGGAUUUUCUGAUGAUAUUUUGGAUAUUACAUUUAUUGGUAAAGAUGAUUCACAUUUGGCAGUAGCUACCAAUUCCAAAGAUAUUAAAUUAUAUUGUAAUUCUACUAUGAACUGUCAGAUUUUAAAAGGGCACACUGAUAUAGUUUUGUCUUUAGCCUCUUCUCAGAUAAACCCUGAACUCAUGUUAUCAUCGGGUAAAGAUAACUCUGUGAAACUAUGGAAAUUAAUGGAUAAUAGUAUUAUGAUUUGCAUGGCUACUGGUCUAAGACAUACAGGCUCUGUGGGUUCUGUAGCUUUCAGUAAAACUGAUUGUACAUUUGGUGUGUCUGUAAGUAAAGAUAUGUGUGUGAAAAUAUGGGAAAUUCCAGAAACCUUGGAAACUGCAACACUAAACUGUACUCGGACAGUUCUUGCUCAUCAAAAAGAUAUCAAUUAUGUCGCAGUAUCACCAAAUGACAAAAUAAUAGGAACUGCUUCUCAAGAUAAAACUGCUAAACUUUGGAAUUCAUCAUUAGAAUUAAUAGGUACAUUAAGAGCACAUAAAAAAAGUCUAUGGUGCAUACAAUUUUCACCUGUUGAUCAGGUAGUUGCUACUUCUUCCUCUGACUGCACAAUUAAACUCUGGUCAAUUCUCGAUUUAAGUUGUCUCAAAACAUUUGAAGGACAUGAUGCCAGUGUAUUAAAGAUUCAUUUUCUUUCUUCUGGUAUGCAACUUGUAAGUUCCGGAGGAGAUGGUCUCAUAAAGCUAUUUUCUCUUAAAUCUUCUGAAUGUAUCAAUACAUUUGAUGAACAUGAAGCUCAAGUAUGGGCACUUGCUAUAAAGCAUGAUGAAAGUGCUAUAGUGACAGGUGGUGGUGAUUCAAUUCUCAUAAAAUGGAAAGAUGUUACAGAACAACGUAAACUUGAAAAAUUGAAAGAAGCUGAAGAAUUGGCAGUUCAUGAACAGAAGUUGAACAAUUAUGUUCUCAAUGGUAAUUAUUUAAAGGCACUCAAAGAAGCUUUGAAAUUAAAUAAACCCUUUCAAGUUUUGAAAAUCGUAGACUCCAUAAUUAAAAAUGACAAUUCAGGUUUGAGUGAUACAAUAAAAAGUUUAAGAAAUGAUCAAAAAGACAAUUUACUUAAAACUGCUAUUAUGUGGAACAUGAACAGUAAAUAUCUAUAUCCUUCACAGUAUGUUAUAAAUAUUUUAUUGAAUGAAAUGCAAACUGACAAUUUUAGACCACAUGGUCUUCACUCUGUACUUGAAGGAUCUUUACCUUACACUGAAAGGCAUAUGAAAAGGUUAACACAAUUAUUGCAAGAAUUGCAAUUUGUAAAUUAUGUUGUAAAGUGUAUGAAACCCCAUGUUUAGAAUUUUGGUUAUUGUUUUUAAAGUGUGAAAAAAUUCUUUAUAAAAUAAAACCUUUGGAAUUUGA